Molecule: messenger RNA, 2024 nt
Organism: Uloborus diversus
Lineage: Eukaryota; Metazoa; Arthropoda; Arachnida; Araneae; Uloboridae
Gene: l(3)72Dn
Product: U3 small nucleolar RNA-associated protein 4 homolog
Exons: 18
Coding region: 20-2002 (660 amino acids)
Biological process (GO): maturation of SSU-rRNA from tricistronic rRNA transcript (SSU-rRNA, 5.8S rRNA, LSU-rRNA)
Cellular component (GO): 90S preribosome; small-subunit processome; t-UTP complex
Molecular function (GO): protein binding; RNA binding
Source: RefSeq, a predicted model, not a curated record
CUUUUGAGUCGGAAAGAGGAUGUCUUCCGCAAGAAAGCUGAAUUGUAGGGUUCAUGUAAUUAAUUUUUUUGAACCGAAACCUCAAGCUAUUCGCUACUUAGCAUAUGAUUCUUUUUCAUCACGUCUUGCAGUCUCAAGGGCAGAUUCUUCGAUAGAAAUCUGGGACACUUCUAAAAUUCCCUUCUUGGAACUGACUAUUCCAGGGUCAAGUGAUACUUCAGAAAACGUUUCAGCUUUAGCAUGGAGCCAUGGUCGUCUAUUUUCUGCUGGAAUCUCUGGUUACAUUGCUGAGCAUGAUUUUACCACUCAUCUUCCAAAGUAUGAAGUACUUGUUACUUCUGGAUGUCCUAUUAGGUGUAUGAGCUUCAAUGACCUGAGAACUUGCUUAGCUAUUGGAAAUGACGAUGGGCAUGUGGUUUUGCAUGAUCUUUCUCCUAAUUACUUAGACUUCCAAAAGAAGCUAGACAAGCAAGAAGGUGGCAUCAUAUGUUUAGACUGGCACAAAGAUGGUAACAUUAUUGUUACUGGUUCAAUGGACGUUAUUAGGGUUUGGAAUGUCGAAACUGGACAUGUGGUGAAUCGUAUCAUUUUGAGUCGAGCUUCAAAAAACACACCUACUAUUGUGUGGUGUAUCGCUGUUACUAGUGAUUUUACAAUUAUAAGUGGUGAUUCUUGUGGCAAAACUUCUUUUUGGGAUGGUAAUUCAUGCACCCUUCUAUCAUCUUUCAAUGUUCAUUCCGGUGAUGUUUUAACCUUCUGUUUGAAUAAAGAAGAAGACACUCUGUACUGCAGUGGAGUAGAUUCUACUAUUGUUAAAUAUAUGAAAUGUGAAACAUUAGGAAAAUGGAUGAAAUCAAUUCAAAUUUAUGUACAUACUCAUGAUGUACAGGCCCUUCAAUUAGUUGGAGAUUAUCUUGUAUCAGGAGGUGAUGAUUGCAGUCUUGUCUUUUCAAAAUAUCCUCCCAAAACGACCAUCAAGUAUUUCCCCUUUUCUCAGAAAUCUUUUUGCGAAGUUGCUGCAAAGGCACAAUGUGCAUUAUUGAAAUAUGCAAACUAUCUCGAAGUGUGGAGAAUAGGUUCUUCAACUUCACCUAUGGGCUCUUCCACCACUCCCAUCAAUUUGUUGCAGAUAAGAACGAAAGACAGCGAAGCUGUGGUCUCCUGUUCUCUAUCAUCUGAUUGCAAAUGGCUUGCUUAUUCUAGUCAAUACAAAUUAAGAUUGUUCAAUCUUCAUUUGGAAGAAGAUCCUCUGGCUUUGAAAAUUCUGUCUAAAGUUUCACUACCCAGUAAUAUUUCAAAUACAGCAAGCAUCAUAUUAUUUUCUUUAGCUCCAACUAAGAUGAUUUUUUACUGUAAAGGAAAAACCUAUAUUCUUAAAUGUGAUACAGAAGCUGCAAAAUUAAUAGCUACACUACAUGAAGAUCCAGAUUGUGAAGAAGAGGUUCACUUGAUGGAUCUAAGUGGUAACAAUGCAUACUUAGCUUGUGGUAGCCAUAAUGGAAAAGUUGUAAUAUUUUCUCUGGAAACCAACAAAGUAAUUUGUCGUCUUCCGGUAUAUAAACAUCAACCAACCGCUUUAAAAUUUGAUUCAAGGUCCGAAAAUCUAAUUGUUGUGUAUAGUGAUCGAAAGGUAAUAGAAUAUUCAAUUGCAAGAAAUGCAUACACUUCCUGGUGUAAACAACAGAUGUUAGUGGAUUUUCAGUCAAUAUCCUUGCAUCCUGUGACAUCAAUUGCUUGCUGUUCAGAUAAAUUGAUCUUAAGUGACGAAAAUUCUUUAUAUUUAUUCGAUAAAGCAAACCAGUUGCAGCCUCUUAAGAAAAGAUUGAAAAAGUCAGAGGUGGAAGAAAUUGGUUUUAAUGAAAACACAUUUAAAAAGGUCACAAAAUAUGAACAUAUAUCAUGUAUUCACUCAUACAAUAAUGAUGUAGUACUUGUACAGAUUCCUACAGCUAUAUUAGAAUUGUUACCACCACCAAUAUGGAAGAAAAAAUAUGGAACUUAGUUUUUUAAUAAAACAUUAUUUU